GACCCUCGUGGCCAGUGUCUUCUGUGCUCCUGGGCCUCAGCCCCUCCCCAGCCCUCCUCCCCCCCCCCGCCCUGUGCUGACCACAGAGGGGCCAGGCAGGGGAGGGGCCGGCGCCACAUGCACAGACUCAGAGCUGCGAGAGGCCCGGAACCUACCCAGCCCCUCGCACUGCUGUGGGCUCGGACCUUGGGGGCCAGGGAAGAGCCCCGGGGAUCAGUCGGGGGCCCGAGGGCAGGGACAGCGACCACGGGCCUGGAAAGGUAGAUGCUUUAAGGGGCAGGCUAGGCAGGGCCUGAGGAAGGACUGGUGGUCACAUCCCCCACCCCCUGGCCCGGCGGUCCCCAUGCUGGCCCCGAGGCCACUCCUGCCGCUGCUCCUCGUGGUUGGGCUGACCUUGGGGGCCAGCCUGCCGCCAGGACCCAGAAGCCACUCCGGCGUGUGCCCCAACCAGCUCAGCCCCAACCUGUGGGUGGAUGCCCAGAGCACCUGUGAGCGUGAGUGCGUCAGGGACCAGGACUGUGAGGCCGCCGAGAAGUGCUGUACCAACGUGUGCGGGCUACAGAGCUGCGUGGCAGCGCGCUUCCCCGGCGGCCCAGCGGUGCCCACGCUGCUGGCCUCGUGUGAGGGCUUCACGUGCCCUCAGCAGGGCUCCGACUGCGACAUAUGGGACGGGCAGCCCGUGUGCCGCUGCCGGGACCGCUGCGAGAAGGAGCCCAGCUUCACUUGUGCCUCGGACGGCCUCACCUACUACAACCGCUGCUACAUGGACGCGGAGGCCUGCCUACGCGGCCUCCGCCUGCACGUGGUGCCCUGCAAGCAUGUCCUCAGCUGGGCGCCCAGCAGCCCAGGGCCGCCGGAGCCCACGGCCCGCCCCACGCCCGGGGAUGCCCCCACGCCGCCUGCUCUCUACAGCAGCCCCGCCCCACAGGCGGUGUUCGUGGGGGGCACCGCCAGCCUCCACUGCGACGUCAGCGGCCGCCCGCCACCCGCCGUGACCUGGGAGAAGCAGAGCGACCAGCGGGAGACGCUGAUCAUGCGGCCAGACCAGAUGUAUGGCAACGUGGUGGUCACCAGCAUCGGGCAGCUGGUGCUUUACAACGCCCAGCCCGAGGACGCCGGCCUCUACACCUGCACGGCACGCAAUGCCGCCGGCCUGCUGCGGGCUGACUUCCCGCUCUCCGUGGUCCGGCGGGAGCCGGUCGGGGCCGGGGCACCCACGGCCUCUGGCCCGGCCGAGUGCCUGCCUGACUUGAGGGCCUGCAGCAGCACGGCCCCCGGCCUGGUCCUCUGGCACUUUGACCCACAGCGGGGAGGCUGCAUGACCUUCCCCGCCUGCAGCUGUGAGGGAGGCGGCCGCGGCUUCGAGACCUACGAGGCGUGCCAGCAGGCCUGCGCCCGGGGCCCUGGCGACGCCUGUGCGCUACCGGCCGUGCAGGGCCGCUGCCAGGGCUGGGAGCCGCGCUGGGCCUACAGCCCGCUGCUGCAGCAGUGUCACCCCUUCGUGUACGGCGGCUGCGAGGGCAACGGCAACAACUUUGAGAGCCGCGCGAGCUGUGAGGACGCCUGCCCUGUGCCGCGCACGCCGCCCUGCCGGGCCUGCCGCCUCCGCAGCAAGCUGGCGCUGAGCCUGUGUCGCAGCGACUUCGCCAUCGUGGGGCGGCUCACCGAGGUGCUGGAGGAGCCCGAGCCAGGGGGUGGUGGCAUUGCCCGCGUGGCCCUGGACGAGGUGCUCAAGGACGACAAGAUGGGCCUCAGGUUCUUGGGUACCAAGUACCUGGAGGUGACACUGAGCGGCAUGGACUGGACCUGCCCCUGCCCCAACGUGACAGCCGGCGACGGCCCGCUGGUUAUCAUGGGGGAGGUGCGAGAUGGCGUGGCCGUGCUGGAUGCUGGCAGCUAUGUCCGCGCCGCGAGUGAGAAGCGCGUCAAGAAGAUCUGGGAGCUGCUCGAGAAGAAGGCCUGCGAGCUGCUGAACCGCUUCCAGGACUAACCCCGCCCGCCCUGCCUUCCUGUCCCGCUGAAUAAAAGCCAGCGCUUCCCCAGA
Odobenus rosmarus divergens (Pacific walrus) is the source of this 2044-nucleotide messenger RNA. RefSeq names its product WAP, follistatin/kazal, immunoglobulin, kunitz and netrin domain containing 1 (gene WFIKKN1). Bases 344 to 1990 code for a protein of 548 amino acids. Gene Ontology annotation, cellular component: extracellular region. The record is from RefSeq and is a predicted model, not a curated record. The transcript has 2 exons. Gene Ontology annotation, molecular function: serine-type endopeptidase inhibitor activity; receptor antagonist activity; transforming growth factor beta binding. Gene Ontology annotation, biological process: negative regulation of transforming growth factor beta receptor signaling pathway. NCBI's taxonomy places the organism in Eukaryota, Metazoa, Chordata, Mammalia, Carnivora, Odobenidae.